Messenger RNA from Amoebophrya sp. A25, 5417 nucleotides. NCBI's taxonomy places the organism in Eukaryota, Dinophyceae, Syndiniales, Amoebophryaceae. The record is from the annotation of a GenBank genome assembly.
AAUGAGCUGCACCAUUCUCCGCCUUCAAGGCCAGUUGUCUCAAAAAACAAUACAACUAGACGACCAAGAACAAGAAAAUCACAACAUCAUGGUCCUCGUCUCUUCAAGAUUCCAAGACCGCCAAGGUCGCUGGGGCAGAAGCAGAACAACUGUCAGGACAUCACGGGCAACUCGUCUACUGUUAUGCGCCUCUACUUCCCAACACGAUUUUUUUUUCGGUGCAUUAGCACAACACGAAGCAGCAGCAGCAGGAGAAGGACGACAGAAAAAUGCGGAAUUUCUAGAAACAGUCGCAAGUCCUGCUAAUGUACAACAACACCUCCAGGCUACUACGUCGACGUCCUCGAGCAGUUCCUCGAAUGUUGCUCCACCUGGUUCUGGUGUAGUGCAGAAGCAGGCAGAAGCAGGACAAGUUGGUCUUGUUACGUCAACAUCUGGUUUGAGUGGAGGAACAUCUUCUCCUGGUGCUGCUCGUGGUCUUGGUCGUAGAGGAAAGGAUGAACUCCCGCAAGCGCAGGCAAAUCGCUUACCUCCUGUGGCUGGAACGAACGCUCAACAAGCUACAAACGCUCCCCAAGUCACGAACGCUCAACAAGACACCUCAUCGUCAUCCGGUGGUAGUUGCGCUGCUACUGGCAGUUGUGAUUCAUCCAAGCCUGCAGUCGCACCCGCUACAUCCAAGCCUGUAGGUUCCUCUAGUACUGAGGACACUACUGUUGCAGCAAGUGGAACAACACCGUCAGCUGGAGCGGAAACAUCUUCAUCCAAGGCUGCAACUACACCAGCAUCAUCGGGCAAUAACGCAGCAGGUAAUAACAAGCAGGAUUCCCCCGCUUCAUCAACAUCCACCAAUGGUGCUAAGGAUGCAAAUGGUGCGGUGGAGGCGACAAGCAAAGGAGCCGAUGGUGGGGAGAAAAACAAGGCCUCAACUGGUGGAGAAGGAGAAACGAAGAAAAAGAAGUUCACCUCCCCACCUUUGGACCCUGACUUUAAGGCACGAACAUGUUCUUGUUGUAUCAUUUGGUUAUUUUCUGGUUAAACGAAGUUCAUUCACGACUGCAUAAUCACAUUUUUUUUUCUACUUCUCGAAGGUCCACCUGCUAGUACUCGUCUUAUUUUCCGUUGGCUUUGAUUAGCUAUCGAUUAGAAGUUCCUCUUUAACGUUCAUAUUCUCUAUCCCUUAUUAAGAGUAGCUAGUAGUAGUACUUGGACUCGUAGUAGUGAGUACUCUUUGUUUUUCCGAAGUAGUAGUUGUUCACCUAAAAAUUCUCAUUCCUUAUUAAGAGUAGUACUCUUUUCCGAACAAGAAGUUUUUCUAAUUCUGACGUUGGACCACGAUUACCGAGAGAUGAAGACGUGUUGGAUCUACCCGAACCGAAUGAAAAUGGCUUGAUCACAAUUUCCACCGCACGCGCAAAGACUGGAGGGCUAGAGCCCAUUGUCCUCGAACCGGGUGAGGUUCCUCUGUGGAAAGCAAAAUUGGUAUUUUUUUCCAAAACUAUGGAAAGCAAAAUUUCGAUUUGUAUUUUUUAGAAGUGAACAUUCAUACUACAUCAUCGUAGCGGCCCAUUAGGAUCUUGAAUAAGUAUUUCUGAAUAGUAUAAUGAGGAAGUGCAUCGUGCUCGUGCCUCAUUGCUAGGAUGAACUACUUCAAAAAUUUCAGGUCUUAGACGCCUUGGACCAACAGCGCAGCUGGUGGGAAUCGUUUUACAUGCUAGCAAGUGGGACUGGGGCUCGCACACUGAAUGGACAUGAACUGCAAAUACGGGCCGGCCAAGGGAUCAGUGUUCGCCAAUUGCAAGCAUUGUUAUGUUGAGGACUAGAGUUUAGCAGUUGAUGCACAAGUAUCUCAGGAGUCGUGGUCUACGUCUACCUCUACUCUAGAAUGAGAAUGAUUUAAAUCGACUUCGUCUGAGGCUGCUGUCUUCGCCUGUGACUGAAAAUAUCUUUGUCUCACUUCUUCGUUCCUCACCCGCUGUUUCUACUAAGUGUAAGUAAGUGCUCGACGUGUAACUCUCAUGCUCACCUACUUCUAACACACCGUAUCGAGAAAGCUAUGGUGAAACGAAUGAAUGUGCAGGACCUCGCUGUCCUGGGUCUUCUGUGCGUCAUUUACUUCGUCACGUUGGCUUUCGGCUUUUCUAUCGUCUACCGAAUGAGCAAGAACAACUCAGCGGUGAAAUACUACGCAGAUCCCAGGUGUUGAGAUAUUUCAUGACUAAUAGUCAAAUAUUUUUCUCAUGAUCUGACCCUGAAAGGAUGAAUAUGUGUCAGUGUCAUCAUGAUUCUAAAUAAUAUACAGAUGCGAGUAUGAUGAAGCUGGCUACAUGCAUCUCUUUGAAAUCAUACUGUUUCUGAUAGCCUUCCUACCACCUACUUCCCCACCACGAUAACACCUCUGAAGAUUACCCACGCCGUCUGCGUACCCACUGCUACGGUACCCACCAUCAAGUGAAAUUCCCUUCACCAGGUCCCAUCCUCUCGUAAGCGAUGCUUCUAACGUUGAUGGUAUGCUCAGCGAUUUUGAUAUUGCACCGACAAAAGCACAGUUGCUCGUUGUCGGGUGGCAAAAGACGCCACAUGUGCAUCGUGUGUUUUGGAGAGGCGGACGUUGGCAGGUAUUUCUACGGUUGUGACUCUAUACGUUUCAGUCGUUGAAGAUGCCAGUAGUUCUUAAUACUAGAUCACACUUUCUAUCUCUAAAAUCAUGAAAACGCCACUGGCACCGGGAGGGCCGGGGAGCUAAGUAGUUUCAAUUUAUCGAAUUAGUAGAUGAAAAUCCGGGUUCAUCCAUCAUUUCCUAAAAACCUCCAUGAUCAGCCUGCAUUUCAAUUUGGCUUGGAUAUUUCUACCUUUGUGGAGAAAAGCGCGGACAUUUCGGAGUUUGACUUUCGGCAGAUUUCGAAAUUUCUACACGUAAAAAGCAACGACUUGUCACAGCUAGUAAUAGCAAAGGAAACAAAAUUUAUGUCGUUGGAUUUAGGGUUUGUUCUUGUUGUUUCUACAUGUCUCUAAGGGGGCAAUAAGAGCAACAGUGGUCGUAAAUACUAGUGUCGUGGUUGAAUGUCAUGCUCAUUGUGUUCUACUUCUUGCUUAUGUCAACACGGUGUCAGAAGAUGAUCCUUGCAAAAAUUAUACUGAACGACCUACAAAAGUCUAUUCCUCACUCUCAGGUAUCUAUAAUAUACCUAGUACUCAUCCGAGGUCACUCACAAAACACAGCUCUGUUCACCUAUUCUGCUCUAUUCACCCCUGCCUAUCCGACGCUCACACACCACUGCUCUGCUCUUUUUUCCCAGGAGCAGGGGAUACAACUACAACAAGUUGACUAAUCGAUCCAGACAAAUACCUGCAACACGCAGUACAUAAUAACGGACAAGAACUUGUUCAAAUCAUCACCUCGUUCAUACCCCGGGCCGGCCUCGAGGAGUUGGUUGCGAAGAUCAAGAAGCGAAUCAAGGGCUACGGUGGUUUCGAGCACGUCCUUGUGGAGGUGAAGCUGCAAGCCGACGAUCGCGUGACGAUAUUCAAGAACCGACGAUGGGCAAACUUCAUGCAUAACCGGACCACGAAGACGCUCUUCAUUCUCUCGGUAUUUGGGAUUCCGUUCUAGUAUGGCGUCUGCUACUGGUCAGUUUUCAUUUCAGUGAGUGCUGCUUCCGCUAGUUCGAAACCCUGUAUUUGACUUGAAGAAUUUAUUUACCUCGAAAUUACGUAACCGAGAGAGAGAGAGACCACUCGCCGCGGCCUUGUAAUCCUAACGUAGUGCUAGUGUCCUGUUCUACUAAGUGGAUCUGAUUUGAUCAAACUAACUUGCGUGUAAGUACGUGUAGUUGUAGUCUAGUAGAAGAUGGAAAGACAAAGAUGAAGGUAGAAAUGUUGAUGCAGCCAGUCUUAUUUUUCAAAAACUAAGGACAAUCACAUAAUAUUCAUUCGUAACUUUCUAAUUCCCCUACGCCUACAUGUGGUUGCGUUGUCGCCAGACCACGGUGCGUAGUUACUAUCACGUGAACAACAGCGCCGAUGCUUUCUGGGAGCUCAUUGAGAGCAAACUGGUUCCCGGCACUCCAGAUUCCUUUCUAUCGCAAUUUAUGGGGCGUUCUACUUGGUGUAAGUUGAUGACCUGUCUGCAUCAGUAGAGUACUAGUACUCACUGUAAAAUUGAUGAAGUGGUUAGGAGCUGCUGUCCAAUCAGAAAAAAGUGGGAAUGGUAUGCAGCAGAUAUUGUGCAGGCGAUAGGUCAGCUUAGGUUAACAUGAUGUGGAAAGCACAGAUAUGCAGUCGAUACAUACUUAGGUCUUCACAGAUUAACAUGAUGUGGAAACCGCUAAGCAAGCUGCGUCUCCAGCCCCAACGGCAAGCGGGAGCCAGAGUAGAACGACGACCAGCACAACGACGCGCAGCUCAUCGCUAAACAGUGUAACAGGCAAUGGAGGCGGAGGCUAUGGAAGUACUGCGCCGACUGGUGUAGUUUGACGUACUUCUACUACUUCGUGGAAGAACAAUGAAGGUAGUUCUGUUAUUUUCAAUGACAGUUAAAGUAGUAGUACGUAAAGGAGAUGAUAGAUGAAAAUGAAAUAGUACGUACUAAAUGAGAUUUUUUUGAAUAGGAUUGACAUUGAUAGAAGAUGAUCAUGAUCAUUUACAGCGGACCAAAACCAAAAGCAAAAUAGAGGGGGAGGAGGGCGUGUAAGUGUAACAGGGAGUCGGGUGAAAAUAUCUUCGCCGCAGGAGCUUAGUUGUAAGAGUAAGAGUAUAAGUGCGUAAUACAAGAACUUCUGAGAAUGAGGAAAGGUUACGCUGCAACUAGUAAAAUCCAAGGAGUGAGAUCCACUUCCAUUUUGCAACAAAAAAGUCACAGUUUGAGCAUGUUGAAGAAAUUAAAGUACUAAAAGUUGAGACAGAAGUAGAGUAGAAGUAGUAGAUGAACAUAGUCAACAUCAAGGCUGCAUUGCAGUUCCAUCAACUCGCUACUCUGAUUCACGACCCAAAGAGAUGUCAAAAGAAGUGGAAGUCUGUCAUCAUUUACAAUAAAUGCAACAUCCAAGAUGGUAGCGGAGUGAGCCACUGCUACAUGUUGAUCUAGUUUUUCUUCUCGUCGUACUACUGCAUAACACUAACAAGAACAUGCAUAGUAUUUCUUGGGAAUGUACAGAACAAUGAAUCGGGAACGGGGACAAACACUAAAAUAUUCUUCACCAAUCUAUUACUCAUCCAGGGCUUGCUGUGCUAUUCUUGCUAAGUUGUGCUAACAGCGAAAAUGACUUUGUUGAAGCUGAUGAACUACGUAUUUCUAAUUCUAUUUGAAAUCCAUAUGACAACUACCGACCAGGACCACUUAUUGUUCUGAAACCAGACUAAGACGCUGCAUAUGUUGUUGAGAUGGAGCAUUAUUAAGAUUCCAAGUUGACAAAAAA